Scleropages formosus (Asian bonytongue) is the source of this 1581-nucleotide messenger RNA. Its product is annotated as immunoglobulin gamma-1 heavy chain-like. NCBI's taxonomy places the organism in Eukaryota, Metazoa, Chordata, Actinopteri, Osteoglossiformes, Osteoglossidae. The record is from RefSeq and is a predicted model, not a curated record. Bases 1 to 1581 code for a protein of 526 amino acids. The transcript has 8 exons.
AUGGAACUGAAUAUUGUUGGGAGUUUAAUCUUCAUACUGGGGUCUCUACAAGGGAUCCAGUGUGAUGACAUAAGGUUGGAUCAGUUACCUCCUCAGGUGAAGAGACCAGGAGAGUCUGUCAAACUGUCCUGUGUCAUUUCUGGGUUUCAAAUGACAAGCUACUACGUGCACUGGAUACGACAGAAAGCAGGUGGAGGACUGGAGUGGAUUGGAGUUGUGAACUCUGGUAGUACAGAUGAUCCAGACUACGCGGCAUCCCUGAAAGGACAGUUCACCCUGACUGAGGACGUCUCCAAAAGCACACAGUACUUGGAGGCCAAGAGUCUGAAAGCAGAGGACACGGCUGUUUAUUACUGUGCUCGAGAGCGCUACAGGGACCCGCAGCACUGUGAUUACUUUGACUACUGGGGAAAGGGGACACAAGUCACCGUCACCACCGAAGCACAAACGGCUCCGACCUCCGUGUUCGGCCUGUCGCCCUGCGGCUCGGGAGGCGAUGCUGCUGAACUGCUCAGUCUCGGCUGUCUCGCCAGCGGCUACUUCCCGGCGGACUCGGUCACCUUCAAGUGGACGGACGCGGGAGGCAACUCGGUGUCCGACUUCCUGCAGUACCCGUCGGUGAAGAGCGGCGCCACCUACAGUGCGGUCAGUCAACUGCAGGUCAAAGCCGCAGACUUCGGUGGGGAGAAGUCCUACAAGUGUACUGCAGUGUACCCGGGAGGCCAGAAAACCGAGGAAGUGAAGCCGACUCCAGUUCCACCACUGUCCUCUUUCACCCUGUCAUUCUCAGAAAAAUCCUGCCUGAAUGUGAUUCUGAAAAAUCCGAGAGCAAAAGAGCUGUUCAAUGAAAAAGAGGCUGUGCUGGAGUGUGUUGUCACUGGGGAAAAUGAGGCAGAUGUUCAUAAUGCCACGAUUACCUGGAAGGUGAAUUCAGCAGAAAAAAAAGGAACAGACCAGAAAGAAAGUAAUCCACUAAGAAAGAGCAGCCUCCUGUCUAUCAGAGCAGAUGAGUGGGAAUCCGCAAAAUCCGUGGAAUGCUCUGUCAUGCAGAAAAACGGUCCUCGUCUCAGAAAGACUAUCAAAGCCAAAACUGGAGACUUUUCGAAUCCCGAUGUCUCCAUUUUUGCGCCACGGGAUCAAAACGUGAAAAGAAAUGACAAGAAAUGGUUGCAGUUGGUCUGCCUGGUGAAUGUCUCCUUUGGAAGUGACGUUUAUGUUGCAUGGAAGAAGGGUGAAGGAUCAUACGAAGAAGGCCUAACUGGUGAGCCAGUGAAAACUGGCAGCUUUAACUUUGUCACCAGCAUCUUUAGCAUCUCAAGAGAUGAUUGGGACAAAGGCAUAAACUUCAGUUGUGCCGCUGCACACUCCUUCUUGAAGAGUAAUGAGAGCCCUAUUUCUAAAAGCACUUCUAAAUCACAUGUGGGACAGGAAGAGAAAUACCCCGAAGUGUGUGUGGACGAGGCCAUUUCGGACGUGAAUGAGUCCGACAGCCCGUGGUACACGGCCCUCUCCUUCAUCAUCCUCUUCCUCUUCACUUUAGUAUACGGUGCCUUUGUCAGCCUGCACCAGGUGAAGCAGUGA